CGUAGAUGUAGGUCUAAUAAUAGGACGAGCGGUUGAUCUUCUUCAGCCAGUAGAUCAGCAAGAGGUUUGGCAAGAAAGACGUGAACGACAGCCCCGUAUAAGAAACCAUUUUUUUUUUUGAAAACACUGUACCAAUGUACAAUGAUGACCUCUUUAAAGAGCAUUUUAGUAUGUCAAGAGCAUCUUUUCAGACCCUAGUAAACGUUUUAGGAAGAAUAAUUAACCAUGAAAAUGAUAAAAUUGACUUCCACAAGAAAGUCCUUUUCUCAAUAUGGACCAUAUCAAAACCUGAGAGUUUUCUGGCUAUUGGAGAUCGAUUUAAUUUUGGGAAAAGUACUGCUCAUGGAGUUUUCAAACAAAUUAUAUGUGCUUUAGCUAGCCUAAUAAGAGAAUAUGUUAGAUUUCCUCAACCAGAUGAGUACUAUGCUUCAACAGUUGUAUUUAAUCAACGUUCUAGAGGAUUCCCUGGAGUUUUGGGUGCUAUAGAUGGCUGCCAUAUCCCUAUUAAACAGACAGAAGGAAAUGAACAUGACUUUUAUAACAGGAAGGGAUUUCACUCUAUAAUAUUACAAGGGACAUGUGAUCAUAUGGGUAAGUUCAUUGACUGUUACAUUGGUAUGCCAGGGAGGAUGCACGAUGCUAGAGUUUUCAGAAACAGUUCUAUAUACAUGCAAUUGACAGGUGGGAACCUACUGUUACCACGUAAUUUGCACAUUAUUGGUGAUUCCGUAUACCCAUUAUUAACAAAUUUAACGACACCUUAUAGAGAUACAGGACAUUUAACACCUCAUGAAAUAAAUUAUAAUAUUAAGUUAAGUUCAAUAAGAUCGAUAAUUGAAAGGGUUUUUGGUAUUCUCAAAAAUAAAUUUAGAAGAUUGAAAUUUUUGGACAUAUCGGAUCCUGAUUUUGGAAACGAAAUCAUUGCUGCUGCAGUUGUAUUAUACAACUUUUUGAUAACAAUGGAGGACAUUAAUUUAUACGAAGACAUCAUUGAUGUAGACCUUGAAAAUCCUGAAGCAGGUCAUAAAGUAGGAAAUUUAGUGGAUAAUGCAGCUGUAGAAAAAAGGAAUGAAAUUAGUGCUAAUUUAUUAAAUUGAAUUAUUUAUCAUAAGGGUGUAAUGAAGUCCCUAUAUUUUUUUUAUUUAAUCUGUUAAAUGCUAGGCGUGAACAUAAAUCGAGCACGGCAGGAUAGCGCGGUGCGAAAGUAUUUCGCUGGUACACCGAGGAGCCAGGGUUCGAAGCUGCCUUGCGACAUAAAUUUUUUUAUUUUUUUUUUGUUAAUAUUCCGAUUGUAAAAUAUUUACAUAUUUGUUUUUUUGAUCACCAGAACGGAUAGCGUUUGUGGAUUUAUGAACCAUACUGUAUAUAAGUAGAAUUUG
Molecule: messenger RNA, 1379 nt
Organism: Sitophilus oryzae (rice weevil)
Lineage: Eukaryota; Metazoa; Arthropoda; Insecta; Coleoptera; Curculionidae
Product: putative nuclease HARBI1
Exons: 4
Coding region: 135-1097 (320 amino acids)
Source: RefSeq, a predicted model, not a curated record